CUAUAGAGCCAUGCAGCGACGGCUCCAGGAUGGAGGGGUUCCUGUCCACAUUCCCAGCCUACGGCGUGUACGGUAACCCGGUGUGCGCUCCCCCGGCUCCAGGCGGCGGCUGGGGGAAGCGCGAGGGCCGCUUCAUGAUCCCGCAGGGCUUCAACUACCUGGAGCUCUGCAAGACCAUCCUGUCACAGGUCAGCCCGCCGUCACCCCCGCAGAAGAGGGCGAGCACCAGGGAGUGCGGUGUCCAGGUGAACGCCCGAGUAGAGAAGAUCGUGCAGUGUUCGCUGGGACCCAAAACUCUCCUGGGUGAGGAGCAGCAGCAGCAGCAGCAACAGCAGCAGCAGGAGGAGGAACCUCCCCAGAGCCCGGACGCCCGGGAGGAGAAGGGGGAUGCCCACACGCCGCCGGUGAGCGGCCUCCGCUUCCUCAAACCCGUGUCCAUCUACUCGCCGCUGUUUGACCGCAGAGUCUUCCUGAAAAAGCUCCGGGACAGCUGCGAGAGGGAGAAUGGGGUGCCGCCGACGGCCAAGUGUAACACGGAUUACAGUGGCCAGGAUGCAGAGAAGGACUGCAGCACAGCUUCCCCUUCCUACAGACCCGGAAAAGGCUCCAACUUCCAGUUCCUGGAGCAGAGGUAUGGCUUUUUCCACUGUAAAAAGUGUAACAUCCGGUGGGAGAGUGCUUAUGUGUGGUGCAUUUCUGGAACUAGUAAGGUGUACUACAAGCAGCUCUGCCGGAAGUGUCAGCAGGGUUUCAACCCCUACAGAGUGGAAUCCAUAAUCUGCAAGGGUUGCUCUCAGACUUGCUGCACCUGUGAGAAGAAGCAGAGGCACAUAAACAUGAAGCGGCCUCACCGCCAGGACCUGUGCUGUCGCUGUAAGGGGAUGAGGCUGUCCUGUGACGCCAUUUACAGUUUCAAGUACAUCAUCUAAGCCGCUUGGGUUAUCAGCGGUCGGGGCCUGAAGUCCACGUCUGAAGUGAAUGGAUGUGUCAAAAAUGUCUUUUCCAAACCUCAGCUAAAUGGGCCUUUAUGCUUGCUCUUGAAAAUGUGGAGCAUCUCCCUUUGACUUACGACAGAUGCAUUUUGUAAAGAAAUAAAGUAUAAAUUAUA
This is a messenger RNA of Oryzias melastigma (Indian medaka), 1108 nucleotides long. It is a transcript of the gene zar1l, whose product is annotated as zygote arrest 1-like. Gene Ontology annotation, molecular function: mRNA base-pairing post-transcriptional repressor activity. The transcript has 4 exons. NCBI's taxonomy places the organism in Eukaryota, Metazoa, Chordata, Actinopteri, Beloniformes, Adrianichthyidae. The coding region runs from base 30 to 929 and encodes 299 amino acids. The record is from RefSeq and is a predicted model, not a curated record. Gene Ontology annotation, biological process: translation. Gene Ontology annotation, cellular component: cytoplasm.